AUGUCUCACAGUAUGGAUGCCACCAUGAACACAGCCAAUAGCUCAAGAUUUCAAGUAUCUGAGUUCAUCCUGUUGGGAUUCCCCGGCAUUCAUGAAUGGCAACACUGGCUCUCCCUGCCACUGGUCCUGCUCUACCUCUUAGCUGUAGGUGCCAAUGUCCUCAUCUUGAUCACUAUCCACAAAGAGCCUGCCCUGCACCAGCCCAUGUAUCAAUUCCUUCGUGUCUUGGCUGUAGUGGACAUUGGCCUGACCACCACCAUCAUGCCCAAGAUCCUGGCCAUCUUCUGGUUAGAUGCCAAGUCCAUCAGCCUCCCUGAAUGCUUCACUCAGAUUUAUGCCAUCCACAUUUUUGUAUUCCUGGAGUCAGGAAUCUUCCUCUGCAUGGCUGUGGAUAGAUAUGUAGCCAUUUGUUAUCCUCUUCAAUACCCUUCCAUUGUGACUGACACUUUUGUAGUCAAAGCUACACUAUUCAUGGUGCUCAGGAAUGGUCUGUUGACCAUCCCAGUGCCUGUACUGGCUGCCCAGAGACACUACUGCUCGAGGAACGAGAUUGAGCACUGCCUGUGCUCUAACUUGGGAGUCACCAGUUUGGCCUGUGAUGACAUAACCAUUAAUAGGUUCUACCAAUUAGCCUUGGCAUGGAUUGUGGUAGGGAGUGACAUGUGUCUGGUCUUUGUUUCCUAUACUUUGAUUCUUCGCUCAGUCCUGAGACUGAACUCUGCUGAAGCAACAUCAAAGGCCCUCAGUACCUGCAGUUCCCACCUCAUCCUCAUCCUCUUUUUCUAUACAGCCAUUGUUGUAGUAACUGUCACCCACCUGGCAGGGAGAAGGGUUCCACUCAUUCCUGUUCUCCUCAAUGUGCUACACAAUGUCAUGCCUCCAGCCCUUAACCCCAUGGUCUAUGCCCUUAGGACCCAGGAACUCAGAGCCGGCUUCCGGAAAGUGCUUGGAUUGGGUAUUGAUGCGUCCAGGAAGUAA
Echinops telfairi (small Madagascar hedgehog) is the source of this 978-nucleotide messenger RNA. Its product is annotated as olfactory receptor 688-like. Gene Ontology annotation, biological process: G protein-coupled receptor signaling pathway. The transcript has a single exon. Gene Ontology annotation, cellular component: membrane. Lineage: Eukaryota; Metazoa; Chordata; Mammalia; Afrosoricida; Tenrecidae. The record is from RefSeq and is a predicted model, not a curated record. Bases 1 to 978 code for a protein of 325 amino acids. Gene Ontology annotation, molecular function: G protein-coupled receptor activity; olfactory receptor activity.